Molecule: messenger RNA, 5993 nt
Organism: Rana temporaria (common frog)
Lineage: Eukaryota; Metazoa; Chordata; Amphibia; Anura; Ranidae
Gene: CDK18
Product: cyclin dependent kinase 18
Exons: 16
Coding region: 179-1609 (476 amino acids)
Biological process (GO): protein phosphorylation
Cellular component (GO): cytoplasm; nucleus
Molecular function (GO): protein kinase activity; ATP binding
Source: RefSeq, a predicted model, not a curated record
AAGGCAGAAGGCUGGAUUCCUGGCUCUCAGUCACAGGGCAGCUGCUGGUUGUGUGUAAGUGAGGCGCUGGGCAGAGGUGGAAAGGGAAGGGGGCACAGGGGGGCACAGAUCCUCUGCACAGCCGCUGGCAGCCUCCUCUCCGUGCUGUGUACACAGAGCAAAGGUUUCCUCUGUCACCAUGAACAAGGUGAAGAACUUCAAGCGGCGAUUUUCGCUCUCCGUUCCACGAACUGAAACUAUUGAAGAGUCUUUAGCAGAGUUUACAGAGCAGUACAAUCAGAUAAACAGCCAACAUAAUGGACGACUGGGUCACUCCAACCUGCAGAUGGCUCACUUGAGUCCAGGAAGUGCAGCACUAACUCCCACAGAUGUAGAAGGUUUAUCGCCCACAGCACUGACUUAUAGGAAUGCCACCCAUCGUCGUCUCUCCAUGGAGGAUGUCAGUAAAAAGCUGUCUUUACCCAUGGACAUUCGUUUACCUCCAGAAGUUCUUGCAAAACUGCAGAUGGAUAAUACAGAAGAUGAUCCAAAACCUUUGACAAGGAUAUCAAGAAGAGCUUCUUUGUCAGAUAUUGGAUUUGGAAAACUUGAGACAUAUGUAAAGCUGGGUAAACUGGGAGAGGGUACAUAUGCCACUGUAUUUAAAGGACGCAGCAAGCUGACAGGGAACCUGGUGGCUCUUAAAGAGAUCAGACUAGAGCACGAGGAAGGAGCACCAUGCACAGCUAUCAGAGAAGGUAUGAGAGAGGAAGCAGUGUCCCUUUUGAAGAAUCUGAAGCAUGCUAACAUUGUAACACUUCAUGACAUCAUCCACACAAAUUAUUCCUUAACUUUAGUCUUUGAAUAUCUGGAUAGUGAUCUUAAACAAUAUCUGGAUAACUGUGGUAGCUUGAUGUCAAUGUACAACGUUAAGAUAUUUAUGUUUCAACUUCUUCGGGGGUUGUCAUACUGCCACCACAGAAAAGUCCUACAUCGGGAUCUCAAGCCACAGAAUUUAUUAAUUAAUGAAAAAGGAGAACUGAAGCUAGCAGACUUUGGUCUUGCAAGAGCUAAGUCUGUACCCACCAAAACCUAUUCCAAUGAAGUGGUAACAUUAUGGUACCGACCACCAGAUGUCCUCCUGGGAUCAACAGAAUAUGGCACACCUAUCGAUAUGUGGGGAGUUGGCUGUAUUAUGUAUGAAAUGUCCACUGGACGGCCAAUGUUUCCUGGUUCCACAGUGAAGGAGGAACUGCAUUUAGUCUUCAGACUUCUUGGAACACCCACAGAGGAGACGUGGCCUGGAAUUAUUUCUAACAACGAGUUCAAAGCAUAUGGGUUCACACAGUACAGAGCACAACCCUUGAAAAGCCAAAUACCAAGACUUGAUUCUGAGGGGAUCGAUCUUCUAAGCAGCCUAUUGCUGUAUGAAGACAAGACAAGGAUAUCUGCAGAUGAAGGUCUAAGGCAUCCUUAUUUCAAAAGCCUUGGUGAAAGAAUUCACACACUGCAAGAGAAUGUCUCAAUCUUCACUCUUAAAGAAAUCCAGCUUCAGAAAGACCCUGGCUAUCGUGGCUCCAUCUUCAACCAGACAGGACGUGGAAGAAACAGACGACAGAGUAUAUUCUAAAGCAAAUACAUGGCCCCAAUGACUCUCCUCCUUCACUGCCAGAGACUCCUGCAAUUAUGAAAAAAUGUUUGAGUAUUAAAAUCCUAUUAGUUUGCAGAGUCUUGUGCAAAAUGUACUGUACUGUCAGUGUCAACACUAAAUACAGGAAACAAGGGAAAGUAAAGCAAGGGGCCUGCUUGUAUUAUGGCAACUAUCCCCUUCUGAAAACAAUUAAAAAAAUGUAUUUAAUUUAAAUAAUUUAUGCACAUGAGUUAGUAGACUUCAGAGUGUUGAGGUUACUGUGGGGUUCUCUGGUUGCAGAUGUCUUACCACAGGGAAACAUAUUAUAUUACUUGCCUACGCAACCAGAGAAGAGUUCAUUGCAAGAUUCUAGAGUACCCUGAUUUGCAGACAUAUCAUCCUGGCUACUCUGCCACUAUACUGUAUGUUCACUCUCUUUCCAGCUAACUAUAUUGUAGCAUAGUGUAUUUGAUGUGAUUAAAUCUACAGGAAGAUAAUUAUUAUUUUCAUGUUACUAGUCUAUAAAGAAAAUUUUGGUUCACUUGGUGCCAAUUGGUACCUCAUCUAUGCUUUUAUCGACUGCAGCUGCAGUUUCUCUACUAAACGACAGAUUUCUCUUAAUUCCAGCUGUCAUAUCUCUUGAAACCGGUAUCACCCCCCACCCUUGACAUCAGCUCAGUGCACAUGACAGUAUAUUUAUCUUUAUUGCUGUAUGGAAAUUCGGACCAGUAAGAGACAAAAAUGAAUUCUGUCAAUUUCACCAUUAAAAUUGCUGUCAUGAAGUAUUGGCUGAAAUAAUGAGCAAUUUACAGUUUAGUGGAGAACAUUUUUAGAAAUAUAGUCAAAGUGGCUUAGAUGUGUCAUAAUAUAAUCGGUCAGGUAUAGCUUUGUAUUGGUGAUCAUCUACUAAAUUUUUAUGUUUUACAAAAAAAUGUUAUGCAAGCCUUAAUCAAAAUGAAUUUACUUUAUUGCAGAAAAAUGUGAUACUGAGAAACCUCAUUUGGUGCAAAUAGAGUGGAAUAAAAUAUUUGAACAUAAGUUCAUGUAAUAUAAAGUAUAGGGAAUGGGGUUAACGUUAUGUGCCUUGUUUGCUUUCUGCAUACACUGAGAUUCCCCACUCUGAGAUAGUACUACUUUGUUCAUGAAGAUGGGUUUGCACCAAUUAUGCUGCUCUUUCCAUAUGUUUAGGCUGCAGAGGCAAAGAAAGCAUUUAAAACUAAGCCUAAAGAAAAAGUUCACCUAAUGCUAUAGCUAUCUAAAUUGGCAUAGCACGGCACAUAGUCAAUUUGGAAUACUCUCAAUUCUUUGUUAUAAGAAUAAAAAUAUUCUAACAGUCAGCGACACAUGCAUAUGAUUACAGGUCUGCUCAGUAGUCCUUUGCUGUUCUGUGUGUUUGAUAUACCAUAAAAGAUAAAAACUCCACUCUGCUGCUGAUCGAAUACAGCACACCUAGCAUUUGUUAAGGUGAAAACUGAGCUGACAUAUGCAUCAGUACUGCUUUUGCAAUUUUUGUCAAUGUCUGGGCUUUACUGCUGUCUAUUGUACAACAUUAAACUGCUAUCAGUUACCCUGAAACCUAGAUAGUGGGGAACAUACAUCUAAUUUGUUUGGGAGUUUGAGAACUGCUUGUUUACAUGUAAACUGAUCUUCCAAAGCCAGGAAACCUUAAAGAAUGAAUACAAUGUUAUAUUUAGAUUCUAACAGCUUGUGGGCUGUGUGGGGUGCACUUUGCCUCGCCUCUUCUCUCCUCUCGUCUCAUGCAUCCUCUCAUCAAUGCCCAGGACCAGGUGUGGCCACGUUCUUGUGGAAGUUAUCAUUAAGGAGCUGUACACUGUGCCCGUAAGGAAACUUACAAAGCUCCUCUGAGACGUAUCUGUUCCCAUGUCACUACACGCCUUCCCUUGUGAAUGUUGCAUUUAGGAGGGACACCGCUAAGCCUAUGCCCUCUCCACCUCACUACUAGGGACAGAAUGGGAUCCCACCGUGCACCAAGCGCGAACAACAUGCGUACACUUUAUUAACUCCUUCACACUCCCGUUCCAUGCUAGAUGCAUGGGGCCUCCGUACCAUGGGUUCGGUCCCAGUUAUUUUUUGGAGAACUGACCGCUAGGGAGGGAGGCUGAUAACCAACCCCCUCUCUAUCAGAGGACCUGUCACCUGAGCCUGGUACCGCUCCUCGCUGCUUGCCUGCUUUAAAAAAAAACACGCAAGUUAAUGGUUACCCGUGGCAACUACAUUACUUCUGCUCAAUUAACCUUUUGUGGUGACCUUCCUCUUACACCCUAUAACUGCUUAACAAGCCCUGUUAUUCUGAUAGGCCACAUACCACCAUGCCCCCCUUUGAAUAACUUUAAACCAGGCUUAAAACUGUUUAAGAUGCUUUACUGAAGUUCUUGUGGCAUCACAAAUAUGUAGUACAAGAAUCACAGUCUCAUAAAUACCAUUCUCCUAACUAACUAAUCUUGAGCUGCCCAGGCGUAUAUUUACAGUCGUAGUACACAAUUGGCAAAUUCUUUGUAGGUGGUUUCCCUAAGGGUGGUAGUCAAGGAUGUUUCCGGUUUACAUCUUCAUCUUAUCUGGACCAUCUUCUCUUCCCAUGAGGUUCUGCUUUCUCUCUGAGCCUGGCCUUCCCCCUGAUUUAUAUGCUAUACAGGGUGGAGGGCAGAACCCAAAAAGCCCAGGAAAUCGGCAGACCCAGAAUUGACCCUUCCCUACCUGGGCAGCCCAUACUGUCUAACCAGUGGUGACCCACCAACUAGAGACCUACCUAUAAGCUCAUUCACUGUCUAUUCACAGAUUUUUGUUUAGAUCGAUUUUCUCUUUUUAUACAUUUGUUCUUUCUUUCUUCAGAAAUUAGUUUGAUGAUUUCUAUUUCUUACUGAUGUGUUUUUUAAUUACCAAAUAUUUAUAAACGUAAGACAUUAGUGAUACAUUCAUAUUAGGUAUUACACUGGAUGGUUGCAUUCAUCUUGCUUAAAAUAUUUCUGGCCUUCCGAAGUGGUAUAUGCACUUUUAUCAGAGCCAAAUUGUUGAGGUUUAGGUAAAAAAAAAAAGUUAGCUGUUCAUCAGGAUACAAAACAUGAUAUGUUUUAACAAUGAGUUUAACAAACUUAUUGUGAAAUGAUACGAUAUGGCGCCAUAGGGGCUUUGUGACACCGCAUGGUGGUCUUACACCAUGGGAAAAUUCACUCUCUAAUUUCAUUGUAUCUAUUCUUGGAAUCCUGGCAAUAAUGAACUCCAUACAGCUUUUCAUGUUGGUGCUCCAAGUAACAAUGUAUUUGUUAAAGAACCCUUAAAGGCUCAUGCACACAGCUGAGGCCAUAGAACACCCAAAUUAGCAUAUCUGGAAACACCUAGUCUUACUCGCCACCCUCAGUAGAAUAACGCUGAUGUGGGUGGUGUACAGACCUAAUUAACCGUGUGCAUAAGCCCAAAAAAAAGAACUCUGCAUAGAGACUGCGGAUACCAUAUGUGAUAAAUUGGGAACAUUGAAAAUGAUUGACCUUUACCCUUGUAUUGGGGACAAUGAGAAAUUCUGGUCAAAUAUUUGUAACCUAAGUACGUCUAUACAGGUAAUGGAAUACUUGUAUAAAGCAAUCUCUAUUUUUACAGAAGAUGAAUAGAUUAUUUUGUAUGAUGUAUUUAGUUUUGUUAAAUACCAGCCUUCUUGUAUGAGAUGAACCCCACCCUUUGCUGUCAUUUAUUCCAUUCCAUAAAAUACUUUCAGAAUGUAUAAGUAAUGCGACAAAAAGUAACAUCCCUUCACUUUAAUUUCUUUUUUUUUUUACAGAAAUGAUGUCCCCAUUGCUGAAAAAAUGCCUAGCAAUUUUAGCAGUGUCUGUAUAAAGUGAACUUGUGCACACACUAUGCCCAUUAAAGUAUUUACAUAUUAUCAACAAGCAGCAAAGAAGCCUGCAUUCAUGUCUGUAGCUAUAUGCAUUCAUCUACGAAAUUUACAACAGGGACAGAAAAAUCACAGCAUCUUUCCCAUUUACUUUCUGUGGAAGCAGAAUCUUGGCAGCUAGUCAGCAUUCUAAUAUAAUGUAAAUGUAGGCUGUUAGAAACCAACUGAAACCCUACUACAGAUUCUUUUUUGUGAUCUUUAGCUUACUAGAUGAAUUUCUCCACAGUACAAGCAGCUACAGAGGUCAGCAAUGAAGUAUUUUAAAGCUUUUUAUUGCUUGUUAAGAAUUUGUAAAUACAUUAAUGUUCAUAGUCUGCGCACUUUAGGGAUAUAUGACAUUUUAUUAUGUCACUUGCCUUUAUGGGUCUGAGUUGGCACUACUAUAUUUACAGUAACUGUUGGAAAAAAAUGCUUUCAGGGUACAAAAAAAGACCCUGUCAUAAGAGUUUUAUCAUUAAAUUUCGGUCUGUUUUCAGGGAA